Molecule: messenger RNA, 3945 nt
Organism: Liolophura sinensis
Lineage: Eukaryota; Metazoa; Mollusca; Polyplacophora; Chitonida; Chitonidae
Exons: 12
Coding region: 203-1723 (506 amino acids)
Source: RefSeq, a predicted model, not a curated record
CUCAAGGAUCAGCCUGUUAACAGGGUGGCUUGUCUUUGCCCGAAAACAUACACAGCGUCUCAGUGGGCCAUGUUGACGAACUAAUGCCGUGGAUGUACGCUGGGGCUCAGACCGUGUCUGUGUGAAUACCUGAGGGACAACAUGAUAACAUGAGCCAGGGGUCAGGUCUCUGACAGCCUGGAAGAACAAAGCUGUGAGGAGUAUGCUGCAGUACCUCUCGACGGUGGUCAUUCAGCCGGCUGCCUCAACCCUCACGACCAUGCCCUUACUCUUGCUAUGCAUAUUGGCGUGUCCUGUGGUUGGGGAGUCUGGAGGUUGUGAGCAGCGAUCAGACUGUGGUUUUGGAAGUGGGUGUGUGAACCAGACAUGUGACUGUGAAGAAGGAUUAACCUUACACUCUAACCUCAAGGACUGUGUGAAUGCGAGCUGCUCAAACGCGGACUGUGUGCGUUGUGUGGAAGGCACCUGUCAGAGAUGUGUCCAUUUUAUUGACAAGCAGACACGAGAAUGCCUCCGUGCAUGUACAGGGAAGGCAGAAAUCAUAGACACUGGGAAUAUACAGGGCAAUGUCUGUACUCAGAUAGACGGCCCUUCUGACCUCUCUGACAUCAUCAUAGGUAUCGUGGCCGGCGUAUCCGCGGGAAUCCUGCUCUGUGUCAUCCUCGGUUUGUGUGUUCACUUCCAUCUUAAGAGAAAACGGGGUAGAGUGAACCUUCAGGGACGAUACCUGCACACCAACAGCAUGGAGAUGGGACACAUGAGAAAGAUUCCAGUGUUUGAAAACAGAGGGUUCAUUGUUCAUCCAGAACCACCUGUGAUCAACAAAGAGGAUUACCUGAAGGAAGUGGAGAAAAUGAAGCCCAAUGCUCAAAUGCUACUAGAUCUUCUCAACCAGAUUCGCAAGAGAGUGCGUGCAAUGGAACCCAAUGAUGCCAGAAUUCCUACAUACAAAGGUGUGAUCCACCAGCUGUGUCGGGUCCUGGUCAUGUUAAACAAGAAAGAUGCGGGAAGCAGUGUGCCCGCGGACGGCCUCUCCCUGCUAGAGUGGGCCAAACAGAUGUUACAGGAUUAUGUGGAGACAAGACAAUCUCUAGAAGAUGGUGAAACAGAAGAGGAAGGCAGAGCUAACCCCUUUCCAACCACACCUACACCAGAAACAACGAGUACGUCUAUCAGCAGUGAGCGCCCCACAGUGGUAAACACAGUCUAUGCCUCACCUAUUGAUUCGCUAGAAAGGAGCAGGACUGAUGUUAUCCCUGACUCCAGAGUGCCUGUCUUAACCCGCCACUCGCCCGGUCACUACAGCUCAGUGCCUGUGCCUUAUAUAGAGACUCACAUGCAGGCCAAUGGGACACUCCGUCCGGGCAAAACUGUGCUAGUCUCUGCCCCCAUGGCACCUAAAGAGAACAGUGGUGGUUCCGCAGAGUCUUACGGGGUGAGGAGUGGGUACAGGAACUACCCCACCCCUCGCCCUGUGGCCAUCAGUCAGAACCCGGCAGGUGCUCCUCACUUAGACAGCAAAUCAGGCCCUGACAUCUAUGCCCCGGCCAGCUCUUACAGCGAUUACACGCAGCCAAAAAUCUCAACAUUCAGUGGAGGGGUGGCCCGUAGUAUCUCUGACAACUCCAACGAGUCAAACUCUGACUAUGACAGUGAGGAAGAUCCUAACCCAGAUGGAUUACCCUUUGACCUGGAAGAUGCCACUGAGCCUGUUGAGGUUUGACAAGUAUCUAUCAGGAUAUUUGGCAGAGGACAAGCAUAGCCUAAUCUUGUGUGGUAGUGGACAAGCGUAGCCUAAUGUCGUGGAAUAUGACUUUAUGUGGCGGAGGACAAGUGUAGCCAAAUGUCAUGUGGAACAUGACUUUAUGUGGCGGAGGACAGUUGUAGCCAAAUUUCAUGUGGAAGAUGACUUUAUGUGGCGGAGGACAAGUGUAGCCAAAUGCUGUGUGGAACAUGACUUUAUGUGGCGGAGGACAAGCGUAGCCAAAUGUCAUGUGGAAGAUGACUUUAUGUGGCGGAGGACAAGUGUAGCCAAAUGCCAUGUGGAACAUGACUUUAUGUGGCGAAGGACAAGUGUAGCCAAAUGUCAUGUGGAACGUGACUUUAUGUCGGAGGACAAGUGUAGCCAAAUGCCAUGUGGAACAUGACUUUAUGUGGCGGAGGACAAUUAUAGCCAGAUGUCAUGUGGAACAUGACUUUAUGUGGCGGAUGACAAUUGUAGCCAAAUGUCAUGUGGAAUAUGACGCGGUAGUGGACAAGCGUAGCCUAAUGUCGCGGAAUAUGACUUUAUGUGGCUGAGGACAAGCGGAGGCCUAAUGCUAUGUGGAACAUGACUUAUAUAUAUGUGGAAAUGGACAAGCCAAAUGCUACGUGGAACAUUUGAUAAGCCAAAUACCAUGUGAAGUGUUUAUGUGGAUUGAUGAUUGUGAUACAAGUCAUGUGGAAUCAUUUUUAUGUUCCAGUUUUUCGUCCUGUUUUUCCAUUUUGGCUGCUCAAGCGUUAUUUUUUUGAUGUGUUAACAAGAUUUUAAGCUUUGACAGUUGAAUGUUUUUGAUGAUGGCAGCAGAUUGUCAUGUCCUUUAUGUGUCAUAUCAUUCUCAAUGUUACUGUACAUACACGUAGAUCAAACACAUAUUCGUAAGCCUAUUGUCCUCUUAAAGCUGAGCUAUAUGCACCUUUGUGUUUUUGUCCAUUGAUAAUUUGCACAUAUUACCCAUAUGCAUUUUUUGCAAAUGCAGAUACAUGCUGUGCAUAUUUCAAGGGGAUUGAAAAGUCAUUUUUAGGAUAUCUGAAUUCCAUGUACAUGGGUGCAAAUGGGAAUGCCACCAUUUUAUCAAGUGUUAUUUCUAAAUUCUAUGUAGUUUUACUCAUCCAUAUUUUUUGGAAAAAACAAGUGUGGGGUGGACAGGAAUUGUUUUUUCUGAGCGGAAGAUGGGGAACAUUUCCAUAUUUCUACAAUCUUUGUAUUCCAAUUGCAGUUUUUAACAUCAAAGUAGGGCAGUUUUGAAGUAUCCCUGAUAAGAAGGGAAGUUCAGCACUCCUUCACUUUUCCUUAUACCUGUUUUCCCCAUCAGAGCAUUCAGCAGCUUAUUACAUGUACCUAUGAACAAGUGCAUGGAGAUGUAUGUGUGGAACAAUUACCUGGACACAGGUUGCCACAUUUGGAUUAUUUAAAUAAUGUGAAAUAGCGUCACAUCAAGUCGCAUGCAGUUUUAGUAUGGCCACAUGAAGUGUGUAUACAAAAGUGGAGAACAGUUGAUCUACCGUUGUACCAGAGACUGAAACUGUCAAGAUCAGCGUCAGUCUCAGCCUCAGUCUUACCCUGUGUGCUCCAGGGGUAAGGAAUGACAAAAGGAAUGACAGCAGGGUUCUCUGCACGGUAUAUUCUGGUCACAACCAUAGCCCACACGCACAGGUAUCAUGGUUUGAUACACAGGUUAGUUUCAGGAGUUUGAUAAAUGUCUCUGAAAUGCAUCGUUUUGAAAACGAAUUCUCUUUCAUCUUUUAUAAUGGCAAUAAAUGUCCAGCUGAAAAUAUGUCGUUUUGGUUAUGGCUGUGUAAGCAUUAGUGUUACAAGUUGUGGCCAUUCAUAGCUCUGUAUGUAAGGUACUGUGAAUACCACAUAGUGGCUUUUCUUCGUCUUUGAUGAACCUCUGCAAGUUUCCUUAUUUACAAAUCAUAUUUUUAUAUUUCUACAUUCGUUUGAUUCCAUCCCAAGGUUUAUACACUGUUGAUAUGUCACAUUCAUUGUCUCAAAACAUUUUAACUUUGUUGGAGUUUUGCUGUUAGUCAUGUGAAGUGUGCAAUGUCAUGGAGGCCAUUCUGUGUAUUUUAUACCAUGUAUGUUCUCUCCACAACUGCUCAAGUUUUCAUUCGCUAUUGCCUAGUGUGCUUAUUGAUGCUUAAAACUCUGCUCAUUCUAGAUCUGUAUUCAUGGUGUGCUUC